AUGUUUGACUUUUCACUCCUUAAGAGCCCCACCAUGUUGUUGUGUGGAGCUUCCUGUCUCCUCGUCAUGUUUGGAUUUUACAUUCCGUCGAAUUUCCUUCCUGUUUGGGCUAGUGAUGUCAACCUGUCCACUGAGGAGGGAGCGUUUCUGAUUUCAACCAUGGGCGUAUCCAACACGAUUGCGUUCGUUUUGAUUGGCUACAUCACAGACAAACCAUGGGCUAACUGUUUGGUUAUAAACAAUACUGCUCUACUGAUUGGCGGCCUGGCUACGUGUUUUGUACCGUUCUACACCACAUUUGCGGCUCUUGUCAUCUAUGCUGUUGUCUUUGGAAUAGCUAUGGCGGUUUUCAUCGUGCUCGGAAGUAUUUUGAUGGCAGAACUAUUGGGGGAACAUAGACUCAACAGUUCGUUUGGAUUGGUCGGACUCAGCAUGGGUCUGUCGACAUUUGUUGGGUCACCUUUAGCAGGAGCGUUGUCGGACAUCAGUGGCAACUACAAUGCGGCAUUCUACUUCGGUGGCAUCACUAUGGUACUAGGAGGCUUGAUUUGUCUGCCACUCAGACGGAUUUCAAAUUGGGAACAAAGUCGGAGAAAGGAUUUCAACUUAUGUGAUACAUAUGACGAUGAUCAGAAAAACGAAAAGCCAGGUGUAAAAAUAGUGUCCGUCAAGAAGUUAUCCGUAUUUACGGUAACAGAUUCCACAAGAGAUAUGAACUGAUCUGUAUCUUCUUUCUCCCCUGAUAAUUGAAGUGAAGAAAAUAACAU
Molecule: messenger RNA, 767 nt
Organism: Pecten maximus
Lineage: Eukaryota; Metazoa; Mollusca; Bivalvia; Pectinida; Pectinidae
Product: monocarboxylate transporter 5-like
Exons: 4
Coding region: 1-720 (239 amino acids)
Biological process (GO): monocarboxylic acid transport; transmembrane transport
Molecular function (GO): monocarboxylic acid transmembrane transporter activity
Source: RefSeq, a predicted model, not a curated record